UUGCAGCGACAACGGAAGCCGUGACGAGAUUUGCGCUUGACUUUUUGAUAGCCUUUGGUCAGUCUAACCAUCCAAGAUGGCGGCGCUUGUGGGGUUGCGUGCAUGUUUCUCCGCUCUUCAGCUUUCCUCGCCAUGCUUCCUGCACAGCUCAUUCAAACUGUGUGCUCUGCCUCUGAGUCGGCGAAGCUUUGCUGCAGAGGCUAAGAAGACAUACAGCAGAGAAAAGCCACAUGUCAACAUUGGAACAAUUGGCCACGUUGAUCAUGGCAAGACGACCCUGACAGCAGCCAUCACAAAAGUUCUUGCUGACUCUGGCGGAGCUAAUUAUAAGAAGUAUGAGGACAUUGACAAUGCCCCAGAGGAGAAGGCUCGAGGAAUCACCAUCAAUGCCUCUCAUGUAGAAUAUACCACAGCCAACAGGCAUUAUGCCCACACAGACUGUCCAGGACAUGCUGACUAUGUCAAGAACAUGAUCACAGGCACAGCCCAGAUGGAUGGCUGUAUUCUUGUGGUAGCAGGCACUGAUGGCCAGAUGCCUCAGACACGUGAGCACCUCCUGUUGGCCAGACAGAUUGGUGUCGAGCAUGUGGUGGUCUUCAUCAACAAAGCUGAUGCCGUUGAUGACAAAGAGAUGCUGGAUCUGGUAGAGAUUGAGAUCCGGGAGCUGCUUACAGAGUUCGGCUAUGAUGGCGAGAACACACCUGUUGUGAUAGGCUCUGCCCUCUGCGCCUUGGAGAACAAGCAACCUGACCUGGGUGCGAAUGCAGUGAUGCAAUUGUUGGAAAUUGUGGAUUCAUACAUUCCUUUGCCUAAGAGAGAGCUGGAGAAACCUUUCCUUCUGCCCAUCGAAGGAGUUUUUUCUAUUCCAGGCAGAGGCACAGUAGUGACUGGCACUAUGGAGAGAGGCGUCAUCAAGAAAGGAGACGACUGUGAGUUUUUGGGCCACAAUCGAAGCUUCAAGACUGUGGUCACAGGAAUCGAGAUGUUCCACAAGUCCCUGGAUCGGGCCGAGGCAGGAGAUAACAUGGGCGCUCUUGUCCGAGGUCUAAAGAGAGAAGAUGUGAGGAGAGGGAUGGUGAUGUGCAAGCCAGGAUCUAUAAUGCCUCACCAGAAAGUCAAAGCCCAGGUGUAUGUUCUGAGUAAGGAAGAGGGAGGCAGACACAAACCAUUUGUCAACAACUUCAUGCCCGUCAUGUUCUCGCUAACCUGGGACAUGGCCUGUAGGAUCACUCUGCCCAGUGACAAGGAAAUGGUGAUGCCAGGAGAGGACACCUCCUUGACGCUGACGCUCCGCCAGCCAAUGGUUCUGGAAAAAGGCCAGAGGUUCACCCUGAGAGAUGGAAACAAAACCAUUGGCACCGGCCUGGUCACAGAAAUCAUGACUGUAACAGAAGAUGAUCAGUGCAACUGGGGCUAAAGCGGAAACUGCAAAGGGCAGUGAGGGGUGGGCCUAGAGGUCAGGAAGGGAGAGGGAGUGUGUCCGUGUCUGGUCAGAUCAGUUUAGUACCCGAAAUAUACAAAACACAAACUCAUCAGGAUCAGAAAAGAACUCGAAGGAAUGCAUGGCUUUGUUGUGCAGUUCCACCCAACCAAAAGAAAUGUAAUGUCCAGAAUUGUGUCCUUAUUGUAAUAAAAUGUAUUAAAUAAGA
This is a messenger RNA of Betta splendens (Siamese fighting fish), 1649 nucleotides long. It is a transcript of the gene tufm, whose product is annotated as Tu translation elongation factor, mitochondrial. The record is from RefSeq and is a predicted model, not a curated record. Gene Ontology annotation, cellular component: mitochondrion. Gene Ontology annotation, molecular function: GTP binding; translation elongation factor activity; GTPase activity. Lineage: Eukaryota; Metazoa; Chordata; Actinopteri; Anabantiformes; Osphronemidae. Gene Ontology annotation, biological process: mitochondrial translational elongation. The transcript is spliced from 10 exons. Bases 77 to 1417 code for a protein of 446 amino acids.